This is a messenger RNA of Adineta steineri, 909 nucleotides long. Lineage: Eukaryota; Metazoa; Rotifera; Eurotatoria; Adinetida; Adinetidae. The record is from the annotation of a GenBank genome assembly.
AUGGAAGAUUCAUCUAAUCAAACAAAACCAUUCAAUAACGUACCAAAUGAAGCAUUUGUUACAUUUGCUAAUAAUGAAUCUAAUUAUAAUACUUUAUUAAUAAACUUAGUCGAUUCUGUUCAUCGAUUUUCCAAACGACAUAUUAUAGCGUAUGGGGUUGAUAUUGAUCUUGAUCUAGAUAUAAAGAAAUAUCCACGUUUAAUUAUACGACGUUUAAAUAGAACAGGUUGUAGUCAUUCGAUAUAUUUUUGUAAAAUUUAUGCCAUAAUUGAAAGUAAACUGGAUUAUGGUAUACAUCUUGAUGCUGAUAGUUUGGUUAAUUGGAAUAUUGAUAUUCUGUUUGACGUUGUUCAUCGAUGGCCAUACGAUUAUCCACUUGCACCUCGACAUCCUACACCUCAAGUAAAUUACAUGACAUUUUUGAAAAAUUUUGAACUCGAAUUAAAAGAUCGCACUAUACCUUACGUUCAUGCACAAUUCUCAUGGAACUAUCGAGUAUAUCCAUUUUUUGAAAAAGCACUUGACCGAAUGCAAGGACAGCAAUUUCAAGGAGCUAACUUUGAUGAAUCAGGUAUUAAUGUACUCUUAUGGAAAGCGAAGGCUAGACAUACACUAUGCAAAAUUGAUCCAUAUUAUUCUUAUGUAUCAGAUUAUGUAUCGCAAAAUAAAAUAUGCAGACAAUAUUGUCCGACAGCAUACUUUAUUUUCCAUGGCGGCAAAACUGAAAAGCAGAUGCGUGAUACACUUGAUCAGUUAAAAAACCAUACUGGAUUACCAUAUAUUGAAACAAACACCGAAGGAUUUCAUUAUCUGAAUGAGACAAAGUAUACAUGUUGUCAUCCAGAUAGUAAACCAUCAUCAAUUCAUCCACUUAUUUGUGAAUAUCCACCACGGAAUACUUCAUAUUAA